GUGAUGCUGUUUUUCGACAUUCAACUGAAAUCGCAUAUAAUCUUCUCGAACAAACUAGUAGUUCCCAAAAUUUUCAUCUUAUCAUGCAGGGAUUGCAGAAACUGAGCAUUGGCAAUUGGAGGAUUCAUGUGAUCAGAUCGCUUUUCAUAAUUUUUACACCCUCGGUACGCUUUAUAUAGGCAAUUCAUGAUGGAAAACCAAACAUGCUAAGAUAGUUGCAUACUCGCAUGCUAUGCGGUCGUCUCUGAUACAUCGUGUGAAGAACAGUGGCAUCUCAUCAGAAUGUACUGAAAUUCAUUAAAUUCAAAAAAUCCAAAGAGAUGAAGAGUCACUUAAUAUGAAGCUACGGUUUUUCUUUUCUUACUAAAAACACGACAUGCCCCCAGCCUAUUUGCUAAAGCCUAAAACUAAUCAUAUCGGCGACGACAUUGAAGCUAAGAACUUUACCUUAAAUUCAUCUAUUGAACAUUUUUAUCAUUCAUCAAUAAAAAAAAUUUAUUAGAUCUUUCGUUAUUUUUUUCUUGUAAUAUAUAAUCUGGGUCAAAUUGAUUUUCAGUUAAAAGUGGGGCCCCCGCGUGUUUCCCUAACGAACUCUCAGAUCCCACGGGACCUCCCUCCUUCCCUCUUCACGUAGUGCUGUAAGCCUGUAACCAACCGGCUAGAGCAAUCACCCCACAGAACCAAAGCAAAAUCCGUGAAAGGAACAAAAGUCGGUCCAUAGAUCGAUGGAUUUAUCGAUCCAAUAGUUCACUUCCAAGAGAGGAAGAGAUUCACUUGCAAGAGAGGAAGAGAUCGAAAAUGGCUUCGAGAGACAGAGACAGAGAUCGGGAACUAUUGAUUCCGGUGGCUUCGAUCUCCGACAACGGAUGCUCCAAAUCUUCCUCUGCGUCAUCCACUCCCCUGGCUGUCACCGCUCCUCCCCAUCACCACUCGGGCCGUGAGGCAAUCUCUAAGGUCGUCCGUAGCUGGGCGUCUAAGAAGUUUAUGACUGGAUGUGUCAUUCUCCUUCCAUUAGCGAUAACAUUCUAUGUCACGUGGGGUUUCAUACAUUUUGUGGAUGGUUUCUUUUCCCCGAUUUAUGAUCACCUCGGGAUCAACAUAUUUGGUCUUGGGUUUGUCACCUCCAUCACAUUUAUCUUCAUAGUCGGAGUUUUCAUGUCCUCGUGGUUAGGUGCUUCCGUUCUCACGCUUGGGGAGUGGUUCAUUAAGAAAAUGCCCCUUGUGAGUUACAUCUACUCUGCCUCGAAGCAAAUAAGUGCGGCAAUAUCUCCAGAUCAGACUUCGAAUGCCUUCAAGGAAGUAGCCAUCAUAAGGCAUCCUCGAGUUGGGGAAUACGCGUUUGGUUUCAUCACGUCUACAGUCAUUCUCCAAAGGAGCUCAGGCGAGGAGGAACUGUGCUGCGUCUAUGUUCCCUCUAACCACCUGUACAUCGGAGAUAUCUUCCUGAUUAAUACAACUGAUAUCAUAAGGCCGAAUCUAUCGGUUCGGGAAGGGAUAGAGAUCGUCAUUUCUGGAGGCAUGUCGAUCCCGCAAAUAUUGACCACAAUCGACACUCAAGUCAUCCCGUCAUCAAGACUCAGCAAUUUGGCAUCCCUGAAAGUUUAAACACUUUAAGUUAUCUGAUGGGCGGAUAAAGUUUCCAGUAAAAAAUAAACUCUGCUAGCCUAAGGCUGCCUUGUAUGGCGAUCGUCAUCGAGGUUCAUCAUCUCAAAGAAGAAUCUUGCAAGGCAUUGAGAUCGGAAGUGAGAGGAGAAGUUACAAUAUAUGCACGUUCUUUUUCUUGAUUUAACUGCCGUUUGAGAACAGAGAGGAGUUGAGUGGAGGAGAAGAGAAGAUCUAAGCCAAAGGAGAUUAUUAAUUGGCGAGCGACAAGCACAAGAAAAAACAGAAUGUAAUUCUCGUAUCGAAAUGAAAAAGACUUGUCUUUCCCAUUGGGUUA
This is a messenger RNA of Punica granatum (pomegranate), 1939 nucleotides long. The record is from RefSeq and is a predicted model, not a curated record. Lineage: Eukaryota; Viridiplantae; Streptophyta; Magnoliopsida; Myrtales; Lythraceae.